Molecule: messenger RNA, 1108 nt
Organism: Myotis davidii
Lineage: Eukaryota; Metazoa; Chordata; Mammalia; Chiroptera; Vespertilionidae
Gene: TNFSF11
Product: tumor necrosis factor superfamily member 11
Exons: 5
Coding region: 19-831 (270 amino acids)
Biological process (GO): immune response
Cellular component (GO): membrane
Molecular function (GO): tumor necrosis factor receptor binding
Source: RefSeq, a predicted model, not a curated record
GCCGCCGCCUCCCGAUUCAUGUUCGUGGCCCUCCUGGGACUGGGGCUGGGCCAGGUCGUCUGCAGCGUCGCCCUGUUCCUCUACUUCCGAGCGCAGAUGGAUCCCAAUAGAAUGUCAGAAGACGACACUCACUGCAUUAAUAGAAUUUUCAAACUCCAUGAAAACACAGAUUUGCAAGAUACAAGUCUGGAGAGUCAAGACACAAAAUUAAUACCUGAUUCGUGUAAGAGAAUUAAACAGGCCUUUCAAGCCGCUGUGGGAAAGGAAUUGCAGCAUAUUGUUAGAUCUCAACACAUCAGAGCAGAAAAACCUACAGUGGAAGGUUCAUGGUUAGAUCUGGCCAGGAGGAGCAAGCCUGAUACUCAACCUUAUGCUCAUCUCACUAUUAAUGCCACUGACAUCCCAUCAGGUUCCCACAAAGUGAGUCUGUCCUCCUGGUACCAUGACCGAGGUUGGGCCAAGAUCUCCAACAUGACUUUCAGCAAUGGAAAACUAAUAGUCAACCAAGAUGGCUUUUAUUACCUGUAUGCCAACAUUUGCUUUCGCCAUCAUGAAACUUCGGGAGACCUUGAUACGGAGUAUCUUCAGCUGAUGGUCUAUGUCACUAAAACCAGUAUCAAAAUCCCAAGUUCUCAUACCCUGAUGAAAGGAGGAAGCACCAAAUACUGGUCAGGGAAUUCUGAAUUCCAUUUUUACUCCAUAAAUGUUGGAGGAUUUUUUAAGUUACGGUCUGGAGAGGAAAUAAGCAUCGAAGUGUCCAACCCUUCACUAUUGGAUCCAGAUCAAGAUGCAACGUACUUUGGGGCUUUUAAAGUUCGGGAUAUAGAUUGACCCCAUUGUGUGGAGCAUAUUGUGUAUUUCCUAGGAUGCAUGGGAACUUAUCUUUUAAACAAGCCAAGAAAGAUGUACAUAGGUGUGUGAGACUACUAAGAGGUACGACCUACGUGGUAUAAGAAGACUCUAUCCAGCUUUGGACUCUGUAGAGAGCAUGUGUAUUUAUAGCCAAAGGAAGAUGUUAGACUCAAGGUGUGUUACAGUCUGAAGGCUUUCUUACACAAUGGUUUUAAAUUUUGUAAUGAAUUCCUAGAAUUAAACCAGAUUGGAGCAA